This is a messenger RNA of Raphanus sativus (radish), 910 nucleotides long. RefSeq names its product ATP synthase subunit delta, chloroplastic. Gene Ontology annotation, cellular component: chloroplast thylakoid membrane. The coding region runs from base 157 to 846 and encodes 229 amino acids. The transcript has a single exon. NCBI's taxonomy places the organism in Eukaryota, Viridiplantae, Streptophyta, Magnoliopsida, Brassicales, Brassicaceae. Gene Ontology annotation, molecular function: proton-transporting ATP synthase activity, rotational mechanism. Gene Ontology annotation, biological process: photosynthetic electron transport in photosystem I; photosynthetic electron transport in photosystem II; proton motive force-driven ATP synthesis. The record is from RefSeq and is a predicted model, not a curated record.
GAUCGUUAGGGUUUAAGCAAUACGGCAUCAUAUAACACUUAUCAAUAUCAGCCGUUAACUGUAAAACUCCUAAAUCAAUGUCAACCGUUAGAUGGCAUCCCCGAUAGUUCUCCCCAAGUCACCAUCACCACCGAAGAUCCGUUGACCGAGACGACAAUGGCUUCUCUCCAGUCAACCCCAACUUCUCUCCGCCCCAAGCUCCAUCUCUCAUCUCACUUAACCACACACCGCACCCUCCUCCCUCUCACCGUCCGAUUCCCUCAUCGCCGCCGCGGCAGCGGAAGCAGCGGCGGGGUGAGAAUGUCAUCGCCGGUCUCCGAAAGCUACGCGACGGCGUUAGCUGACGUGGCGAAAGCUCACAACACUCUAGAACCAACCUGCGACGACAUCGAGAAGCUGGAGAAGACCUUCUCGGACCCGAAGGUUCUGGACUUGCUCGCGAAUCCAACGGUGGAGCUCCGGAAGAAGCGUGAGGUGAUCGAAUUGAUCUCCGAGUCCUUAUCCCUGCUUCCACACACGUCCAACUUCUUGAACGUGCUGAUCGAUUCGGAUCGGAUAGAUCUAGUGAAGGAGAUCAUGAAGGAGUUCGAAGCGGUGUACAACAAGAUGACGAAGACGGAGGUCGUGGUUGUGAAGUCGGUUGUGAGGCUUGAUUCUCAGCAUCUGGCUCAGGUGGCGAAGCAUGUGCAGAGACUCACGGGAGCUAGGAACGUGAGAGUUAGGACGGUGAUCGACGAGAGGUUGAUCGCUGGGUUCACUAUCAGGUACGGUGGUUCAGGUUCUAAGCUUAUUGAUAUGAGUGUGAAGAAGCGGCUUGAGGAUAUCACCACUCUAUGUACAACUUGAGAGUUGAACUUAUUGAUACUGUGUUUAGUAAGCAAUGGUUAUAAAGCUUUGUUUUCUGCAUAAA